This is a messenger RNA of Brugia malayi, 2640 nucleotides long. RefSeq lists its product as uncharacterized. Bases 1 to 2640 code for a protein of 879 amino acids. The transcript has 15 exons. Gene Ontology annotation, biological process: membrane protein ectodomain proteolysis. NCBI's taxonomy places the organism in Eukaryota, Metazoa, Nematoda, Chromadorea, Rhabditida, Onchocercidae. The record is from RefSeq and is a predicted model, not a curated record. Gene Ontology annotation, molecular function: metalloendopeptidase activity.
AUGCAAGAUGGUAUUUACUGCCCGUUGCAUAUUUACUACGGUGAGAAAGAACUGAAUGCUAAUGAACUUAUAUCCAUUAGUCAUACGGUCCGACCCACAUUCGAACUCAGGCUGCAAAAUGAUGUUGGGGAAAGUCGGAAUUUUGUUUUCCAGCCAAAUCGAGAGUUAUUGAAAACUGCUGGCAAGAUUGAUAUAUCAUGUCAUUUCGAAAUUAUAAGCAGCACAGGUGAACACAGUGCUAUGACCACUUGCUCCACAUCACUUUUUGGAGGUUUAUUCACAAUAAAUGGUCGACGAUUUGUACUAGGAGCGAAUCCGAAUGCAUCAUUUCAUUUUGUUCCAUUAUCUGAUCAUUCCUGUGAUUGGGGACUGAGAAGUAAGCGUUCUAUUGGUGGAUCUCAUACAGCUGAAUAUUAUGCACAGUUUUUAGAUGACCGUUGGCGUUACGUGGAGUUAGCACUUAUUGCAGAUAAAUUAGUGUUUGAGAAAUAUGACAGCAAUGUAACUGAAGUUAUGCAGAGACUUAAUGCUAUCACGAGUUAUAUUAAUUCGUUAUAUAUGCCAAUCAAUAUUCGAGUAGUUCUUGUUUGGGCCGAUGUCUGGACAAAUAGUAAUCAAGUGGAUAUUACAUCAAAUUCUGAUACAACUCUAUGGAAUUUUCUGAACUGGCGAAAAACAUUAUUGAAAGAUCAUCCACAUGAUAAUGCACAUUUACUUACUGGUGUUGUAUUUGAGAACAAUGUUGUUGGAAAGGCUUUCAAAGGUACGAUGUGUUCUUAUGAUUUUUCGGGUGGAGUGGAUAUGGAACACAGUGAUCAGGCUGCAUUUGUUGCUGCAACUAUUGCACACGAAAUGGGACAUAAUUUUGGAAUGGAGCAUGAUAUCGAUGAAGUGGAAUGCCGUUGUCCAGCCAAAUCAUGUAUUAUGUCACCAUCUACGGGCAUUAUUCGGCCAACAUUCUGGUCAGAAUGCAGUAUGCGUGCAUUACAGCAUAGCUUUUCACGUGGGGUGGAUUAUUGUUUACGCAAUUCUCCUACAAGUGUAUUUGGUGGUGCACGUUGUGGCAACGGAAUUGUAGAAGUUGGUGAAGAAUGUGACUGUGGAACACCGAGCUCAUGUAUUAACAAAUGUUGUAAUCCAGUAACAUGUCAGCUAGCGGAAGCGGCUGUCUGCGCUAGCGGUGAAUGUUGUGAUUUGAAUACCUGUCAAAUGCUACCAGCUACUACCGUUUGUCGUCAGGCAACCAACGAAUGCGAUUUACCAGAAUAUUGUGAUGGACAUAUGGAACACUGUCCAGCGGAUUUCUUUGUUCAGGAUGGCCAUAAAUGCCCAAAUCACGUUAAUGAUUUUUGCUACAAUGGUUACUGUGGAAGUCGUGAUGCCCAGUGUCAAUAUAUUUGGGGACGAACUGGAAGAGAUGCAGCCCCAGUAUGCUAUGACUUGAAUUUAUAUGGGAGCAGUGGUGGCAAUUGUGGGUUUUUACAUGAAACAAAUCGUUUCGUGCCGUGUCAUAAAAAUAAUAUUAAGUGUGGGCGAUUACACUGUAUUCAUGAGAAUGAGAAACUGGCAUUUGGUGAUCCGUCAACAGUUUAUACAUCAUACACUGGUUUGAAAUUGAGCAGUGGUGAAGAUGUUGCGUGUAGAGUGAUUUGGACAAAAUACAUAAGUGGACAAAAAGAACCUGAUCCGGGAAUGGUUCCAGAUGGUGCAUUCUGUGGUCAAGAUAAAAUGUGCGUUGACGCAAAAUGUCAGAAUCGAACUGCGAAAGUACUCAUGGCCCCCAAAUGUGAACCAGUCUCAUGCAAUAACGCAGGAAUCUGUAAUAAUAUGGGUAAUUGUCACUGCGACCCUGGUUACGGUGGACCAUCCUGUGCUAUACCUGGUCCUGGUGGGUCAGUAAAUAGUGGCCCUGCUAUUGAGGGUGGUGUCAUUCAUGUAGGCUUUGUGGUAUUUUGGCUUCUUUUGAUACUAACUAUUACGUUUAUUGGUAUUUCAAUUAUCGUGAAACGAAAACGAGAUUUCUGGCUCCACAAAGAAAUUUGGGAGAAACUGAAGAAGGCAUUGAAGAUUGAGAAGCUUUUGGUACCAAUUCGCAAAGCGCCGCCACCUCCACGAUCGACUAUACGUACAGCUGAUCUUAACUUAAUAUGGGGUGAUACUGCAUCAGAUGCUUUACGUGUACGUAGCUAUCAUCAACCGCUUCCACCCAGUAUCAGUCCACCAGUUGUUCCGUCGACUACUUUGAAUUUAGUACCGACGAAACCAAGUGUUAUUGCAUAUCGUAAUUCGAUGAGACCAACCACUGCUCCUCCUAAAGUACCACAACGACCACGAAGUGAAGCUUUACAAGCGCUUUAUGCAGAAAAAGGCGAGGAACUCAGUAUGAAUCUAACUAAGCAGACUUCACCAAUGUAUUGUAUUCCAUCGGAAGCGAAUGCGGUGAAAAGGAUAGAAACAGAAACUUUUAGGCCUGUACAAGCACCGCCAUUACCACCUCAUCAUAACCACGUAUUGGCAAAAAAUAAUGCUUUAUCCGAUAACAGAGAUAAGCCCUUGUUGGCUGUAAAACCUUCAAGUGUAAAGGAUAUUGCUGCACGUUUCGAUCCGAAGACAUCUCAAGUAUCAACUAAAUUUAUCUAA